ACUUUGUCUCUGUAAUCCACAAAUGGCGUACCCCGCUCCACGCCAACCCUAAUCAACAUUCCACAGUACCACACAUAUUACACUCUGACACAACUACCACAAUUUCUACGACUCAUCUCUCUCAAUAUUAUUGGUUAUUAAUUCGUAGAUUCGAAUUUAGAUGGUUCUAUAAUUUUCUGCACUCAAUUUAAAUGUACAGAUUCUUCGAAACUCUGAAUUUAUUGGUUAAUCAACUUUUCUAGUUGGUUCUGUCAAUAAUUUCACCCCUUCAUUAGUUUAUUUAUAGUUUUCCUAAUUUCAGGUCUUCUUUCCAAAUUCCAGAGAUUUAUAAAAAUCUGGAAUUUUGAUAUUUAUUUUUAAUUUUUUUUUAUAUCCUGUUAGGAAUAUAUUGGUUGUUGAAUCUUUGUUGUAUUGAGGGUUGAGAAGUUUCUGGGUUUGAAAGUAUUAUUUAAGCUGAGGAUAAUCAAAUGGAUAGAUUUGGAGAUGAGGGCAGAAAUGAAGAGUCCGCCAAUCUCCAAGAUCGUAAACCAUUUGGUGCCAAUCCAACAGGUUUGCUAUAUGACAAGCUGUAUUUGAUGCAUCACAAUAUGAAUUUUUCGGUAACGAUCUAGUUGAGGAAGUUGAUCUUGGGGGAUUAGAAGAUGAAGUGGAGGAUCUCCCUGCAGUUGCAUUUGAUGAAGAGGGAUUUCAACUUGACGGAGAUGAGGGUAAAGCCAUGGAAUCUUUAUCUGAGAUCGAUGAUCUCGCCAACACAUUUUCAAAGUUAAACAAAGUUGUCAGUGGGCCAGGAAUUGCAGGAGUUAUUGGUUGUUGGGGGUCCAGAGAAAGUUCAUCUGCUACUGAAUGGGCGCAAGAGUCCGAUUCUCCCAUUUGGUAUGAUCAGCAUGCUUUUGAUGCUGCAAGCACCGAGGAAAGCAAAAGAUGGUCAUCACAGCCAUAUUCUUCAUCUAACCGCUUUAUGGAAUCGAAAUCGUUGUUCAGAACAUCUUCACACCCUGAACCACAGCAUCAGCUCCCACAUCAGCAUCUACAGCAACACCUACGCCAUCACCAUUCUAUUGAAGCGAAUCUUUUUCCGAAGAUGCCGUUCACUUCAUAUCCUCCCGCUGAAGGCAGUUCACAGCAAGCUUCAGCAAAUAGUCAGUCUAGCCACCCUAAUCUUGCAUAUCGCCCGGCUGGGCACCAAAUGGCAGCUGCUUCUCCGAAUAUUUCUUCUUUUUCUAAUCCUCAACUUCAUAUGAAUGCCUUACCUCAAGGGUCACUUUAUGGGGGAAAUUUGCCUCAGGUAACUCAUGGUCUUCCAGUUAAUAGUCGUCUCCAGAACCAGUGGGGGAACCAACCUAGUUUAUAUCCUGUCGAUCGUCCUGUCCUCCCAAACAAUAUUUUGCAGCAACAACAGUCACCCCUUCAAAAUGGUUUAAUGCCUCCACAGCUGCAUUCCCAGCAACAUAGAGUUCAGCAUCCGUUUCACCCAUCCUUUGGCCAUCUAUCGGGGCCGCAGCCUCAACUUCAUAAUUCUCACAUUUCUGCAUCACCGCCUAUGGUAAGUAACUCUGAGAUGCUUGGAUUAGCUGAUUUGAGAGAUCCAAGGGUUAUAUCAAUGCUGAGAAAUAGACAGGGUAUGCAAUACUCUCAACAUGGUUAUGAAUCUGGUAGCCAAAAGAGUGAUAGCAGGUGGCCAAAGUUCAAAUCCAAGUACAUGACAGCAGAUGAAAUUGAAAACAUUGUGAGAAUGCAGCUUGCUGCUACUCAUAGCAAUGAUCCUUACAUUGAUGAUUAUUACCAUCAAGCUUGUUUAGCCAAAAAAUCUUCUGGUGCAAAGUUGGAACACCAUUUCUGCCCAACUAAUCUGCAUGAUAAUUCUUCCAGGACUCGUUCUAACAAUGAGCCACAUGCUUUUCUCCAGAUUGAUGCUCUUGGGAGGCUUUCCUUCUCUUCAAUACGCAGGCCCCGUCCACUUCUUGAAGUUGAUUCCCCAAAUUCAACUGGUAGUGGUAAUGCUGAACUGUUUGAUAAGCCUUUGGAACAGGAGCCUAUGCUUGCGGCUAGAGUGACCAUUGAGGAUGGCAUUUACCUCCUCCUUGAUGUUGAUGAUAUUGAUCGUUUCCUACAAUUCAAUCAGCUCCAAGAUGGUGGGACCCAGUUAAGGCAAAGGAGGCACAUCCUGUUAGAAGGGUUGGCAUCAUCCCUUCAGCUUGUUGAUCCUCUCGGGAAUAAUGGCCACACGGUGGAUUUAGCUCCUGAAAAUGAUCUUGUCUUCUUAAGGUUAGUUUCUCUUCCAAAGGGCAGGAAGUUCCUAUUGAGGUAUCUUCAACUUCUUUCUCCAAGUGAUGAACUCACUCGAGUAGUCUGCAUGGCCAUCUUUCGUCAUUUGAGAUUCUUGUUUGGCGGCCUUCAUGAUGAUCCUAGAGCUUCUGAACCAACGAUCAACCUUGCAAGAGCCGUGUCAUCUUGUGUCCACGGUAUGGAGCUUAAAGCUCUUGCUUCCUGCCUUGCAUCCGUGGUUUGUUCAGCCGAGCAUCCUCCCCUGCGUCCCAUUGGAAGCCCCACUAGAGAUGGGGCAUCAGUUAUUCUCAAGUCUGUUCUGGAGAGGGCAACUGAGCUCCUGACAAACCCUCAUGCUGCUAACUCCAGCAUUUCUAGCAGAGAAUUUUGGCAGGCUUCUUUUGAUGCAUUCUUUGGCCUCCUCACAAAAUACUGCUUUAAUAAAUAUGAUUCAGUUAUGCAAUCCUUCCUCGCCCAAGUCUCACCAGACACAGCUACUCUUGGGUCUGAUGCAGCCAAAGCCAUCAGUAGAGAGAUGCCCGUCGAACUCUUACGAGCAAGCCUUCCUCAUACCAGUGAGUCUCAGAGAAAACUAUUAUUGGAAUUUGCACAGCGGUCCAUGCCCGUGAUAGGUCUUGGGGGGCAGGGCGGAGGGAGUGGUGUCUCUUGAUAUUAUCGUAGUGCCCAUUUCACGAAGACAUGAAGUUGCCGGACACUUCAUAGAUAAAGACAUGAUUUCGUCAUAUUGGUUGGUUUCGGUUUUUUGUUUUACAUUUUUCCAAGAUAAAGGUAAGUUAGUCCUGGCCAGAUGGAGGAAGUUUUAGUAGACCAUCGGGGAAAUGUGUUUUCUGUAAUUUAACUUGGAGCUUAUUUUGAUGAUGCUCUGCUAUGUAUCCCUGUUUGUAAAGGGGAGUUUAGAGGUUAGAAAUGUACAGUUGCAGAUAGACUUUGCCUAUGUUGUCAAGCUUUUAGGUUUGAAGGUUGUGGGAAAGAUGUUUGUUACUAUGAUACUUGGACAAAUGGUUUUAUUUCUGUAACAUUAUUUGUAAUUUCUUGUCCUAAGCUUUUCCCUUUGCACA
Messenger RNA from Olea europaea var. sylvestris, 3344 nucleotides. RefSeq names its product protein PAT1 homolog 1-like. The transcript is spliced from 5 exons. Gene Ontology annotation, molecular function: RNA binding. Gene Ontology annotation, biological process: P-body assembly; deadenylation-dependent decapping of nuclear-transcribed mRNA. The record is from RefSeq and is a predicted model, not a curated record. Bases 716 to 2935 code for a protein of 739 amino acids. Lineage: Eukaryota; Viridiplantae; Streptophyta; Magnoliopsida; Lamiales; Oleaceae. Gene Ontology annotation, cellular component: P-body.